Messenger RNA from Ascoidea rubescens DSM 1968, 844 nucleotides. Its product is annotated as rRNA-processing protein RRP36. Gene Ontology annotation, cellular component: 90S preribosome; nucleolus. The transcript has 2 exons. Lineage: Eukaryota; Fungi; Ascomycota; Saccharomycetes; Ascoideales; Ascoideaceae. The coding region runs from base 5 to 844 and encodes 279 amino acids. Gene Ontology annotation, biological process: maturation of SSU-rRNA from tricistronic rRNA transcript (SSU-rRNA, 5.8S rRNA, LSU-rRNA). The record is from RefSeq and is a predicted model, not a curated record.
CAAGAUGAAUAGAAUAAAGAAGCCUGCCAACGAUACCAAAAGGAGACCAAAGUUUGAUGGUCACAGACACAGAGAUCUGAACAGUGGUUACAGAAAAAACUACGGUUUUAAAGGAAAAUAUGGGCUCAGUUCGAACUUGAAUCCGAAAAAAAAUAGUUUUCACAAACAGAGAGAAUCAAGAAAAGAUAGUGAUGAGAGUGAAAUCGACAGUGAUAGUGAUAGUGAUAGUAGUAGUGAACCCGAAGAACAAAGAAUAACAGUUGAAACCAAGAAAAAGAAAAACAAGCACUCUCCUGUGAUCUCCUCAGCAAAGAGACCUGUUUCUGUAGUGAGAGAAAUUCCUGGAUUAUUAGAUAACACAAGGUAUUCUAAAAAAGCUAGUAAUAACGAUAAUCUAUUUGGGGAUAUUCGUUUUAAUCCUGUCUAUGGAAAACCGAAUUUUGAAAGAAUUCGCAAUGAUUAUAAAUUUUUGGAUGACUAUCGAAAAGAUGAAAUUAAAAAUUUGCAAUCAGUAUUGAAGAAUAAAAAAUUACUUCACAAGUUAUCUGAGAAUGAAGUCAAUGAAUAUAAAUUAGAUUUACAACAGCUAAGAUCUAAGCAAGAUUCUGUUAGAAAUAGAGAUUUAGAAAUUCAAAUAAGAGAUGAGUUUAGAGAAAAAGUUAGAAACAAUAUCAAACCUAAACUCAAAUCUACUAAUUAUUAUCUAAAGAAAAGUGAUCAAAAGAAAUUGAUGCAAAUAAAGAAAUUUGAAUCCAUGAAUAAAACACAAAAGGAUAGGUUAUUAGAAAGAAAGAGAAAGAGAAAAUUAGGUCAAGAAUAUAGAAAAUUGGAAUUUUUAAAUUAA